This is a messenger RNA of Lathyrus oleraceus (garden pea), 2262 nucleotides long. RefSeq lists its product as uncharacterized. Lineage: Eukaryota; Viridiplantae; Streptophyta; Magnoliopsida; Fabales; Fabaceae. Bases 739 to 2124 code for a protein of 461 amino acids. The transcript has 2 exons. The record is from RefSeq and is a predicted model, not a curated record.
CAGAAAGUAGAAGAAGAAUAGAAGUAGGAGGAAUAAGAAGAAGAUAGAAAUGAAGACGUAUCAAAUUCAAGUGAUUUCCUCGUUGCAAGCUUCUUCUCCGAUUCAACAUUUCACCAGAGUAAAUCGUCGCUUCGGAGGAAUCCAAGAUCCAAGUUUACUGAUUGAGUACUCAAGACAAAGCAUGACUUCUAAAAGAAGAGGCAUUCAUAAUUACAAGCUUGUGGAACCAUAGUUAUAAGUUUUGAAAGGACUAGGGGCACCUAUGAUUCUUGAGAAUAAAGAAGAGUUCAAGAAGUCUUAUGGAAACCUCCUAGGAUUUCUGAAUACUGAAGUCAACACCACAUUUUUGCACACUCUUGUGCAAUUUUAUGAUCCUCCGCUGAGAUGUUUUACCUUUCAGGAUUAUCAGUUAGCACCUACUUUGGAAGAAUACUCUCAUAUUUUGGGUAUUGGAAUUAAGAACCGAGUUCCUUUUGUCUGCACUAAAGAGCUCCCGAAGUCUCAUAUCCUUGUUGAAGCCCUUCAUCUAGAGAAGAAAGAAGUAGAGCUGAAUCUUAAGCUUAAGGGUGGAAUUCAUGGUUUUACCUCGAAGUUUCUGGUAGAUAAGGGCACUACUUUUGUCGAUGCCAAAAGCUGGAUGGCUUUCAAUGUCGUUUUAUAUUUACUUAUCUAUGGGAUCAUAUUGUUUCCGAAUAUUGAAGACUUGGUGGAUCUGGUUGCUAUCAAUAUUUUUUGACCAUGAAUCAUGUUCCUAUUAUUCUUGUUGAUACUUACUACUCUAUCCAUGUAAGGACUCAGAAGAAGAAAGGAACCAUCGUAUGUUGUAUCCCUUUUUUGCAUAGAUGGUUUAUUUUGCAUCUACCCAGUAAAGUUCCUUUCAUUGAGAAUAAAGACAAUCUGAAGUGGUCUCAAAGGAUCAUGUCCUUGAAUGCUGAAGAUAUUUCCUGGUACUCUAGAAGUUACGUUAAUGUCAAACUCAUCCUUAGUUGUGGUGACUUCCCUAAUGUACCUCUUCUUGGUACAAAAGGUGGAAUCAACUACAAUCCGAGAUUGGCACUACAUCAGUUGGGAUACCCUAUGGUGGACAAGCCUAAUUCCAAGUAUGUGGAAGAUUUUGUCUUGUAUGAAGGGAUCGGCAAUCCAGAGUUACUCAAGAAGAUUAUAAAGGCUUGGGGAGAGAUAUGUAUUCAAGGAAGAGCUGAAAUGGGUAAGAAGAACUGCAUAGCCAAGGAAGCUUAUACCAUAUGGGUGAAGGAUAAGGUUAAAGAGAUAUUUUUGCCAUUUCCAUCAGAACCGUCUAUGAGCAUCAAGCCUACCGAAUUCAUUGUUAAUCCUAUCUCUGACGUUGACAAGUUGAAAGGAAUUAUCAAGGUAUUAGAGAAAGAUAACGCGGACCUCAGAUCUAAGCUUGGUAAGAUUUCAUUGGAGAAGGAGAACUUAAGGCUCAAUUUGAAUCGGAAGAGGGAUAAAGCAUUCCAAAUGGAUAAUGAGGUUCAAGCUGAGUUGUACAAGAGAAGAAAAAUAGGCGACACAUUGAAGGGAACUUGUGCUAGUCUAUCAGCUAAGAAGAAGCAGUUGGUAGAAACUCAAUAUCAAACCUGCAAAUUGGAGAUUUACUACAAGGAGCAAAUCAAGAAACUUCAAGACCAAUUGGAAGUUUACAAUAAGUGGUUGAAAGAUGAACAAAGCCAUGUCAAGCAUCUAGAGUUUACUCUUCAUCGACGCCAGAGUGAGCUAGACCGAAGGUUUGAAGAGAUUCGUGGAUUGAAGGAUCAAGCACAUAAGGAUCUAGAGAAUACUAACCUGCUCAAACAAGGGAAUGAUCAUUGGGUGAGGCACAAUGGAUAUAUUCAAAGUCUCCUGGACCAGAAGGAGACAUUUCUGAGAGAUCUUUUGGAUGCAUCUCAUCACACCUUAUUGCACAACCUUCUUAAGGAUGCACAAUACUGGAGGGAAAUGCAUGCACGCCUGACUCAGUUUGUAGAACAUGCCAUGGAAGACCUGCCAGAAUUGUUGAAGGAAGCCUUUGCUGUAGUGUUUCUACAUAAUGUUCCUUGGGCUAUAUUCCAUUUCAUCUAUGUUUGUAGGGUGAUCUUUGAUAGGUUAAAAUUGAGCUUAUUGUAGCCCGUCGAGCAGAUUCUUAAUUUGUAUUUGUACUCCAUUUCUGGAUAUUAAAUAAAAGAGUUUAUUUACUAUUGACUUCAUAUGUUGUCUCUGUCUUUAUGUUUUAUGAUUAUUUGUAUUAAUAAAUAAAACUCAAGG